This is a messenger RNA of Phoenix dactylifera (date palm), 2770 nucleotides long. The record is from RefSeq and is a predicted model, not a curated record. Lineage: Eukaryota; Viridiplantae; Streptophyta; Magnoliopsida; Arecales; Arecaceae.
CAAUCGUAAAGCCUCUCCCUCUCCCAAGCGAGCUCAUGGCAUGGCGCCGCUUCGCCACCGCCAACCUCUCCUCCCUUCUCUCCCCAAAACCUAACCCCAACCGCAACCUCCCCUCCGGCGCCGCCUCCGCCGCCCCCUCCGCUCCCUCCGCCGCUGACGUCCUCCCCUUCCUCAACUGCCGGCAGCGGAAGAAGCUCCGGAAGAAGCUGCAGAGCCCCCGCGUGCGGCCCAUCCAGCACGACGCCGGCCGCCUCGUCCCCCACUUCGAGACCAUCCUCCACGGCGAAGCCCACCUCCGCUUCAUCACCCGCACCAAGUCCUUCCUCGCCGGCCUCCCCGGCCGGGGCCUCCCCCUCGCCGACGCCGGCAAGCUCCACCGCGAGCUUGGCUUCCCUCGCGGCCGCAAGGUCUCCCGCUUCGCCGCCCGUCACCCCCUCCUCCUCCACCUCCCCCGCCUCCCCCCCGACUCCAAGCCCUACCUCGCCUUCACCCCCCUCAUGGAUUCCCUCCUCGAAGAGGAGCGCGCCCUCAUGGACGCCAUGGAGCCCCAACGCGUCACAACUGUCCGCAAGCUUCUCAUGAUCUCCGCCCGCCGCCGGAUCCCCCUCGCCAAGCUCCAUCACUGCCGCCUCCUAUUUGGCCUCCCCGACGACUUCCGCGAUCGGGUCCGCAAGUACCCGGACUUCUUCCGCAUCGCCGUGGACCCCGACGGCCGCCAUGUGCUCGAGCUCGUGGAGUGGGAUCCGGCGCUUGCCGUCAGUACCCUGGAGCGCGACUUUGUCCCCGAUGAGGCCCGGGUUCUGAGGACCUUCAAAUUUACCAUUCCCCAUGGAAAGUCCUUACCUCUGGAGGAGGAUGACGAGAGAACGUUGAACUCUCUGACUACUCUCCCCUUGGUGUCGCCAUAUUCUGAUGGGUCGGAGCUGAAGCCAUGGUCGCUGGAGGCAGAGAAAUACCGGGUAGGCGUGAUUCAUGAAUUCCUGAGCUUGACAUUGGAGAAGAGGGCUUGGAUUCACCAUCUUGUGGAGUUCAAGGAAGAGUUUAGCCUCACAAAGCAUACGUACCAGAUGCUUUUGAAGCAGCCCCGGGCAUUUUAUCUUGCAGGCACUGCAAUGAACUGGGCUGUAUUCUUGAAGGAUGCUUAUAAGGAUGAUGGGAGUUUGAUCGAGAAGGACCCGCAGGUGGUGUUCAAUGAGAAAUUGCAUAGAUAUGCAUGCAUGACAGAAUCCGAAGGAGGCGAGGCAAUUGUUGAAAAAAGGAUUAAUGGCUGAUAGUGGCUAUUUUAUAUAUUAAUGUAGAUUGAUUUGAGAAGGGAACAUCAUUGGCAAUGAAGGCAGCAGGGCAGGCUGGGUCUAUUUGAUUGCUGCUGGAACUGGCAUCUUGCAUGAGAUUGGGGCUUUGAGGCAACUUCCUCCAUUUUAGGGGUCUUUGAGUAAUUCAGUUACAGGCUAUUGACUGCAACUCAAGGGUUUCGACGGCUCGGACCCGAGCAGCGGGCGGCGACGAAGGAGCCACGGCGGAGGAGAAAUCUCACAGCCGCCAUGGAGCUGAGGAGCAAGACGAAAGAAAAGGAGCAGAGAAAUUAGAAAGAAGGGAAGAGAAACGGUGAGUCGUACUCGUAUCUCUCUUAAUCUCUUCAUUUCAAACUAACAGUCACCCUCUCUCUCUUGCCAAAGCCCCAACCCCCCACCUCUGUCUCUCUCCGUCUAACCCUCCCACAGUCCCACCUCUCUCUCUCUCUCUCCGUCGAAGCCUCCCAACCGCUCCACAUCUCUCUGUUGCCGAACGGAACCCCAAGGUCCCCAAUCCCCCACCUCUCUCUCUCUCCCCGUCGAACCUCCCAUCUCUCUCUCUCUCUCUUGCCGGUGGAUGACGACGAUAGCGGGCCGACUAUCGAGGAGCGCCGAUAAGCUCCCCGAUGGGGAAGACGAGGGAAACAGUGAAGCACCGAUGACCGAGCACGGGCAACAAGAAAGCGACCAGCAACUACAAACAAUUUGUACAACUACCCUAAUUAAAGCAAAGUAUGGCACAAGUGUUGGUGCUUGCCCUUCAAGCUGUGUAUUGAUUUUUCUGCUCGUCACCUUUUCUGGUCCUGCACUUGUUCAUAGCUCUCAAACCCUUGUUUGCCUGUCUCGCCAGCCGCCUCUGAUAAAUCGGACCUGCUAUCCUCAAAGUUUGGCCCCCUGCAAUGCUGCUAGUUGCCACCUUCCUUGGCCUCAUUUUUUUUAUGGCGCUAUUUGUUCAGGUAAACAAGCUGUGGGAGGUCGAGACAGCUUUCUACAACCAAUUGACCCCAACUUUGCUCUGCUUUGGAUUGCCUGACAGGUUGAGGUCCAAUGGAGGGUUGUCGCCAAUGAGCUGUAAGAGGGCCUUGCCUGUGGUUAAAUUAUUAAAGCUUAGGUCAAGAACUGAAAUCUUUUGAAGCUUAUGAAGCCCCUGUAGACUGCUGAUUUUAUUUCCAACAAGAUAUAGCUGUCAGAUGAGAAAGCGGUUUGACAGUCCUGAAGAAGUCAUUGGACAAUUAUUUUCAGUUCAGUUACUGAUGAUUGGUUUUUAAAUCUGUCCAAGAAAGCACUUGGCUUAAAGAUUAUAUGCAUCAAAAGAAAUUAAGAAGGCAGCAAAAUUUACUGUACAUCCAGUGCCUACCAUGAUUGCUAUCAUGACUGAUUUGGGAGAUGGGAUUAUAAAUUAGAUCACGAUUGCAAACUCGUGUCAGGUUUCCGACCUCCUCGAUCACUUUGAUCUUGUUCCUGGGCAAAUCAAGGAU